AUGUUCUCACCGUCCCUAAGAGAGGUUUUGCGGGGUGGACUGAACAGCGCCGAGCGAUUCACGGCCUCCAAACCACAAAUCCCUCUAUUCACUGAAGACGGUUUAUAUGACAGCAUGGAUGGAAGCUCCACUGAACUGACUGAUGUCUUUGAAGAGGAGUGCUGUGAGGAUGAAGACUGGAAUCUCCCAGCUGUAGAUUUGCAACAGAAAAUUGCGAUUCAGUUGGAGAACUAUCUAUCCAAUGAGAAUCUGGCAGAGGAUGCCUUCCUGCUUAAACACGUACAGAGGAAUAGGAUGGGUUAUGUGAGCUUGAAAUUACUAACAUCCUUCAAAAAGAUCCGAGAGCUGACACGAGAUUGGCGCAUCACCCUCGCAGCAGCCCGUAGCUCACAGCUGCUAGAGGUCAAUGAGGAGGGGACAAAAGUACGCCGGAAGGAGCCUGUGCCAGAUUGGCUGCUGCGUGUCCCCACCAGCAAAUUAUUGCUAGCCUGGAACCUGCUGGGAGAGCACUCCUCUGAGGAGGCUGCCCGGAGGGUGGAGCAGCAAGGCUUAAUGGAGACUGCCAUGCGGCUCUUUGGAACCUAUGGCUCCAUCUCAUCUCUCCGUAUCCUGCGUCCUGGCAAGGAGUUACCUGCAGAGCUAAAGAAAUACAGCAAGAAACACAUUGAGCUUGGCAGCAAAGUAUGUGCAGUGGUGGAGUAUGAGUAUCUGGAGGGUGCCUGCAAGGCAUAUGAGGCACUACGGGAAGAGGAGCAGCUGCAUGCUGGAAGGGGGGUGAGAGUGGCACUUCUGGGCACCCGGGGCACAUGGAAGCUCAGCUGCAGCCAGGAUCGUACAGAUGGGGAAUCUGAAGACCCUGAGGAGGGCAGAAAGAGAGUUGCUUCCAAAAAGCCCAACCGAAAGGCCAAACGCUAUCCCUAUUACUUGGAGGAUUCUGCCCUCUACAGCUCCUCAGAGUCAGACUUUGCCCCAGCCUCACCUCGACCACAUCGCAGGGUCACCCGGCCAAAAGCUCUUUAUGGCAACCCCCUUGCCAUACCCUGCGUGUCCUCCUUUCGGUCAGAUCCUUACAGCAAUCCCCUGUCCAGUCCACUGGGAAGCCCCCUUCUGCCUCGCAAGCUGUUUGCUGGUGGCCACACUCUCUCUCCUCUGAUUGCACCUGAGUUCAGCAGCAGUCCUGUAUCCAGUGGAGCGGGUAGUGUUGGUAGGAGUAAAUGUCCCGGUGACUGUUCCCAGGACAGUGCAUUUGUGGGGAGCCCUUGGGUCCAGCGGCGAAAGACCGCUGCACAAGCCUUCUUCCCUGAAAAAAGCUGCCCCCUCUCACCUGGCCUGCUAAAGAAGCCUUGUGCAUCGGUGGAAGUGGUACGGCAGCCAAUUGGCCCUGAUGGAUCCAAAGGCUUUUACAACUGCAUUGGAAGAGGGAAACUGUUGCUACGGCAGUAA
Messenger RNA from Megalops cyprinoides (Indo-Pacific tarpon), 1443 nucleotides. RefSeq names its product La ribonucleoprotein 6, translational regulator b (gene larp6b). The coding region runs from base 1 to 1443 and encodes 480 amino acids. The transcript has 3 exons. NCBI's taxonomy places the organism in Eukaryota, Metazoa, Chordata, Actinopteri, Elopiformes, Megalopidae. Gene Ontology annotation, biological process: RNA processing. Gene Ontology annotation, cellular component: nucleus. Gene Ontology annotation, molecular function: mRNA binding. The record is from RefSeq and is a predicted model, not a curated record.